AUGCCCCAGGCCAUUAUCGCACCCUCGGUCCUCGCGAGCGACCUCAGCAACCUCGCCAACGAGUGCAAGCGCAUGCUCGGCGACGGUGCCGACUGGCUGCACAUGGACGUCAUGGACGGCCACUUUGUGCCCAACAUCACUAUGGGUCCUCCGAUCCUCUCGUGUGUCCGCGACAACGUCCCCAACAUCUUCAUGGACUGCCACAUGAUGGUGUCUGACCCGGCCAAGUGGGUGCCCGAGGUAUCCAAGGCUGGCGGCAAGCUGUACACGUUCCACUACGAAGCGACGGACAAGCCGAUGGACGUCAUCAAGCUCAUUCACGAGCACGGUAUGCUCGCCGGCCUCGCCAUCUCGCCCGACACCCCCGCCGACGUCGUCACGGACGAGCUCGGUAACGCCGUCGACCACCUCCUCGUCAUGACUGUGCGUCCUGGCUUUGGCGGGCAAAAGUUCAUGCCCGAGUGCCUGCCCAAGGUCACUGAGCUGCGUGCCCGCUUCCCCGACAAGAACAUCCAGGUCGACGGCGGCGUCGGUGCCGGUAACGCGUGCCAGUGCGCCAAGGCUGGUUCGAACGUCCUCGUUGCGGGCUCGGCCGUGUUUGGCGCCAAGGACCCCCAGGUCACCAUCGGUGAGAUGCGCACGGCCGUCAACGCCGAGUUCUAG
This is a messenger RNA of Cutaneotrichosporon cavernicola, 663 nucleotides long. RefSeq lists its product as uncharacterized. NCBI's taxonomy places the organism in Eukaryota, Fungi, Basidiomycota, Tremellomycetes, Trichosporonales, Trichosporonaceae. Gene Ontology annotation, molecular function: D-ribulose-phosphate 3-epimerase activity; metal ion binding. The coding region runs from base 1 to 663 and encodes 220 amino acids. Gene Ontology annotation, cellular component: cytosol. The transcript has 4 exons. Gene Ontology annotation, biological process: pentose-phosphate shunt; carbohydrate metabolic process; pentose-phosphate shunt, non-oxidative branch. The record is from RefSeq and is a predicted model, not a curated record.